This is a messenger RNA of Clupea harengus (Atlantic herring), 1566 nucleotides long. It is a transcript of the gene clk2b, whose product is annotated as CDC like kinase 2b. Gene Ontology annotation, molecular function: protein tyrosine kinase activity; ATP binding; protein serine/threonine kinase activity. Gene Ontology annotation, cellular component: nucleus. Lineage: Eukaryota; Metazoa; Chordata; Actinopteri; Clupeiformes; Clupeidae. Gene Ontology annotation, biological process: peptidyl-tyrosine phosphorylation; regulation of RNA splicing. The record is from RefSeq and is a predicted model, not a curated record.
CCCCAUCUCAUUUCUCUCUUCCUCUCCUCUUUCUCACUCUUGCUCCUUCUCUCCUUCAGCUUGGCUUGUCCCCCUGUCUGCUCUGCUUGUUUUCCUUCUUUCUUUCUUUCUUCCUGUCAUUUUUCCCUCUCUGCUUUUUGACUAAUUCCCUCGCUAUCUUAUUUUUAUUUGGGUCAGCAAUUGAUCUUUGUUCUCUGUCUGCUUGCAAACGGUCUGUGUUUCCCCUUCUUCCUGUCACCCCAGUCUUAACACCUUAUGUGUCUCUCGCUCCCUCUGUGUCCGCUGCUCUGUCCUGGGUGUGUGUACUGUCAGCGAAUGUCUCUUGGGUGUAGGUAGAUGUUCCAUAUGGCAGUAUGGGUAAAACUGAGUUAUAUUCUCUCUAUAAGAACUUUCUGGACUGUCUCUGCCACUGCCUGUGUCGAGGUGACAGCCAGACCCCAGUGAAGGACGACAACCAUGGUCACCUGGUUUACGAGAGCGGAGACGUGCUGCAGGAGAGAUAUGAGAUCGUAGACACUCUGGGUGAAGGCACCUUUGGCAAAGUAGUUCAGUGUAUUGACCACAACAAACCCGGGAGCCGAGUGGCCCUGAAGAUCAUAAAGAACGUUGAGAAGUACAAGGAGGCGGCCCAUCUGGAGAUCAACGUCUUGGAGAGGAUCAAUACCAGAGACCCAGACCACAAACAUUUCUGUGUGCAGAUGCUGGACUGGUUUGAUUUCCAUGGCCACAUGUGCAUCAGUUUUGAGCUGCUGUCCCUCAGCACGUUUGACUUCAUGAAACAGAAUCACUACCUGCCUUACCCUGUCAAUCAGAUACGCCACAUGGCCCAACAGAUCUGCCUCGCUGUGCAGUUUCUCCAUGACAACAAGCUGACACACACAGACCUGAAGCCAGAGAACAUCCUGUUUGUGAAUCCGGACUUCUCUGUCACGUUCAACGCUGAGAAGAAACGGGAGGAGAGGACCAUUAAAGACACGUCGGUGAGACUUGUGGAUUUUGGCAGUGCCACUUUUGACCACGAACACCACAGCACCGUCAUCUCUACCAGACACUACCGUGCCCCUGAGGUUUUACUGGAGUUGGGCUGGAGCCAUCCAUGUGACGUGUGGAGUAUUGGUUGCAUUCUGUUUGAGUAUUACCAGGGGUACACGCUUUUCCAGACUCAUGAUAACAGAGAGCACCUGGCUAUGAUGCAGAGAAUACAGGGACCACUCCCUUCCAGCAUGAUCCGAAGGACCAGGAAGCAGAGGUAUUUUGUUCAUGGGAAGCUAUUCUGGGACGAGAACUCCUCAGCUGGAAGAUAUGUCAGGGAGAACUGCAGACCCCUCAAAAAGUACAGGCUAUCAGACUCAGCGGAGCACGAGCAGCUGGUGGAUCUGCUGGGUCGGCUCAUGGAGUACGACCCGUCCAAACGCAUCUCUCUCUCUGCAUCCCUCCGCCAUCCCUUCUUCUCAUCCCUCUCUCCCAGCCUGUCUGCCUACAGCUGGGUUUGGGAGAGCAGCCAGCUGGACAUCAGCAGAUGAGCCCUCCUAACACACACACUCACACACACACACACACACACAC